Patiria miniata (bat star) is the source of this 1359-nucleotide messenger RNA. RefSeq lists its product as uncharacterized. Gene Ontology annotation, biological process: activation of innate immune response. Lineage: Eukaryota; Metazoa; Echinodermata; Asteroidea; Valvatida; Asterinidae. Bases 1 to 1284 code for a protein of 427 amino acids. The record is from RefSeq and is a predicted model, not a curated record. The transcript is spliced from 4 exons. Gene Ontology annotation, molecular function: RNA binding; double-stranded DNA binding; zinc ion binding.
AUGUACAACGACAAAGAUAUCACCGUUGAUGACGUGUGGGAGGCAGUCAGGGGUGAGCUGAAUGGCCCAGGAACACUUCUAGGCUACCGGGCCAUGCAAAAGAAACUGAGACAGGAACAUGGGCUCAAACAUAAAGACAAGGCCUUGGGGAUUAAGUUUGAAGAGGAUACGACACCGAAGUCAGUGUUCGACAAGUUCAGAGGAAUUGGCAUUGAGGCAGCUCGACACUUGGUGGCGGUGCAGCCCUUGCAAGGAAAUAAAUUUGAAGUAGUCUUUAAGAGUGCUCAGGUAUGUAAGGAAUUCUACCCUAAAGUAGCCGGCACAGAUGGGUGCACUGUCACCAAGUUUAACGACAUUGUCAUUCACUACGUAAGUAUGGCCAUCCAUGAUAGCAUUGUCAGAAAUAUCUUAGGCAAGUAUGGUCAAGUUAUUGCAGGGAGAUUCACCACGUAUAGGGACAACCCCACUGUAUUUAAUGGUACCAGGCAGUACCGGAUGAAGGUGACCUCUGCCAUCCCAACAGUAAUCAGGUUUGGAGAUCGUAAUGCCUGGAUUUCAAAUCCCGGGCAAGUCCGAACUUGUGCCCGUUGUGGCCAACAAGGGCAUUAUGCCUGGGAUUGCAAUAAUGUAAAGUGUUUUAAAUGCUUGCAGGUCGGCCAUGUGGCAAAUGAAUGUCCAAAUAGCACAAAAUGCACCAUCUGCGGGGAGGAGGGGCAUGGCUUUUGGGCCUGCCCCAAAUCCUUCGCCAGAAAAGUUCAACUGGAGAGAGCAUGGAGUAAAUCGACUACGGCUCCACCUCCUCCUCCUCCACCACAGCCAGCAGGGGAGCGGCUUAGCGAGCGUUCGGCUGAUGAACAAGAACUUCCAGCCAAAGAAUGUCCUAAGUGUAAAAAAAUUUCCGGGCCUUUUCACCCUAGCAUUGUUUGCUUUUCAUGCAAAGGUUCUCUUCUUUCUGAAUCUUUCAGAGUUCUCGAGUGCGCCCUCUGUAAGGGCACAAAUGGUCCACCCUCCCUUUUAUGUGACAGGAACAUCUGCAGACAAGUGGUAGCCCCUGCCCACGACGACGGGUUUCAAGUCGCUCGGAGGAGAAAGGGUCCUGCAAAACGGACCCGAUCACCACCGGACGCUCCUGCCAGCAAUAAAUCCGCUCCUUCUGCUGCGGAUCUAUUUGGCUCCAGUGACUCGUCAAUGGAGCACGAACAGGAGUGUCAUAUAACUGGCCCCGUAGACCUGCAACUCUGGAAAUCGGAGUGGAAAGGGGACAUUUUAGCCAGUUACGAUUGAAAGAUGGUGGAAAGAGCUGCACGAAAGACUUGAAAAGUUCUUCAAGGCCAUGCUUGUGUGGCUUAAGGAGCAAGG